Molecule: messenger RNA, 2553 nt
Organism: Paramecium tetraurelia
Lineage: Eukaryota; Ciliophora; Oligohymenophorea; Peniculida; Parameciidae
Exons: 3
Source: RefSeq, a predicted model, not a curated record
AUGAAUAUCAGUUCUUAUGAAAUUGAAUUGCCUAUAAAUAAAUUAUCUCCAUAUUAACAGCUAUAUCGAGGAAGACAUCAAAAUGGAUAAGUUUAUCUGUUGCACAUAUUUCCAAGAUAAUAUUUAACCUAAGAAAUGAUUGACUAAAUAAGUUUUAGACAAAAACAGUUGGACUUUGUGUUUGAGAAAAUAGAAUCUAAGGAAGCAAUACUAAUUUCUUAUUUAGAUAGUGCUUUUUGGAUAAAUUUGGAAUAAUAGAUAAAAAUUGAGUCAUUGAAAUCCCUUUAUUAACAAUUGUAUCAAAAAUAUUCCAUUUUAGAUGGGAAUUUAGAUUUCGACCCCGAUUUCAUUUUUACAUAUGAUGGUUAGAUAUUUGUUUUGGAUUAUGGAAUAAGUGAUUUUGUAAAUAAAAAAUACAGAGAUUUCGAAUUCACAACAAAAACUAAAACCUAUCUCUUUGGUUUAUUGUUAUUAAAUCUUAACUGCCCAAAAUACAUGACUGAUAAAAUCUAUUAAUGCAAGGAUUAGUAUUAAAUUGAUUAUUAUAUCAAAUAAGAAGCAGAAAAUAAUCACUUAAGCUAUGAUAUUUUAGAAUCAAUCCUCAAAAUGGUUAAAUUGGAUCCAUCUCAAAGACCCACAUUUUAAGAAGUCGGCUAGUGGAGAUAGUUUUAUUCAAAAAAAUAGGUGAAGAAACAUAGUUCUAGUGUAAUAGAUUUUACAAAUACUAUCAUUCCUUCAAAUAACACAACUAGUUUUCAUUCAUCAUAAAGGGCUAUUAAAUAAUAAAACUACCAAGCUUAUAAUUAAUAAGAUUCAAUUCAUAAUGAAUCCGUCAGAGCAGCCAUUUAAAAAUAAAAAAGAUAAAUUCCAAUUUCCAAUUAUAAAUGCUCAUCCUAUGAUUUUGCAUCAGCAACUAUGACUAAAAAUCUAUAAAAUAAAAAAUAAUCUGCCUCUAAUAUAAAUAAGGAUAAUGUUACCUAGCAAUCAUUUUAUUAAAAUGGUAAUGGAUAAAGAUACUCUUAAUAAAGUGUAAUCUCGAACAAUAAAACCUAAAAUUAUUUCUUUUAUUAAAAGUCUGUACUCUCUCAACAAAAGUUGUAAUAGCCAGUUCUAAGUAGAGACUCUAGUAAAACUUAAUAAGUACAAAAAUUAGAGAAAAAUUCUCCAUUUAUGUCUGAUGGAUCUCAAAUACCUGAUAUAAUUGUAAAUAAACCUGUUAUGAAUCAUGUAGCAAAUGCUUAAAAAAUUGUAAAACAUUCAAACAAUGAUAUCUCAACGAGAAAUCAACCUAACUAACAAAUAAAUAAUUUAUCAUAUUUAAAUGUUCCAAAUUCAAACUAAACUGAAAAAAUUUAUAAUACUCAAAUCCCAAAUGCACAAAUUAAUCAAGAUAAUUUUAAAUCUCCUUUUAUAAAUAUGUCUAAUUCAUAAUUAAAAGAAACCAUAAAUAUAGAUAUGGAAGAAUAAUCUGAUUAUUAAAAUAAAUAAUAAAAGGUUUUGAAACAAAAUAAGUUAAAAACACCUGCUCAUGGAUAAUUAAAUAAAAAGGAAGAUGAUAAAAUUGAAGUUUUAUUAUUAUAGGAUUAAGCUAACUCUAAUUAAAAUACAAUUUAGACUCAAUAGAAUAAUUAAUAGGUUUAAGGUAAAAAAUAAGAAUUCAUCAAAAGACCUUUUUAGGACUAUCAAAUAAUAACACAGAAACCUAAUUUAGAUUAAAAAGAUAAAUAAGGAAAUAAUGAUUAAUAUUAAUAAAAUGCUUAAAAUUUAGAAAUUUUGGAUUUCUAGGAUCCGAAAUUUUUAAAUCCUUCAGAUUAAUUAAAUAGAAAUUAGGAUAAUCAAAUUUAAUAAAACGUAAAGUUUGCUGAUUAUAUAAAAAAAUAUUUUCAUUAUUUAUCAAUUAUAGAAUAUAUUAUUCUCACUGUUAAUGACUUGAAUCAAAAGUUAAUGUCAUAAGGCAAAUAAUGGAUUGUUCCACUUACCUUAGUUUAUAAAAGAGGAUAUGUAAUUAGAAGACUUCUUCUUCAAGAUGUAUAACAGGAAAAGAAUAUAUUUGAUUUACCAGAUUUCAUCGCAUUUAAAGCAACUCAAUAGUAUUAAUAACUGUAAGCUACUAUAACAUAAUAAAAUGAUAAUGUAGAGUAGGAAUUUUAACUCUAUUUGGAGAAGGCUUGUAGCUAUCUUAUCACAAUGGAAGAUGUAUCUUAAUAGAAGUUAGGGCCAUAACUAAAUUUAAAUAUCAAGACUAGCACAAAGAUUUAAACAUAAAAAUAUCUAUAUACCUAAUUAUAUCCGAAGAUUAAGUCCUCUCUAACUAAAGCCUAAGCUGGUAAUUUACAGAAUAACUAGUUCUCAGAGAGGGAUUGGAUCUAAUCAAAGUUAUUGUGCUUAUAUACUAUUCUAAUCAUUGAUUUAGAUUUGUACUAAAUGGAGUCUUAAAAUUUUAAAGAAUCAACACUCAUUGAAUAUAGAAAAAGUAAAGAUAAUGAUCUAGUUUAAAUUCAUUGCAAUGAAUUAGAAAUAACAAUUAAUAAACUUCCAUAAUUUAAUGCAUGA